Marasmius oreades (fairy-ring Marasmius) is the source of this 1626-nucleotide messenger RNA. RefSeq lists its product as uncharacterized. The record is from RefSeq and is a predicted model, not a curated record. The transcript has 15 exons. Bases 1 to 1626 code for a protein of 541 amino acids. Lineage: Eukaryota; Fungi; Basidiomycota; Agaricomycetes; Agaricales; Marasmiaceae.
AUGGCCGCGGCUGAUGACCCGACAAAGGCACCUUCAGUCUCAACGUCAGAUGUAAAGACGACCUUGGACUCUCUACUCUCUCCUCAAGCAACUACCACAACCUUUCCGGCGUCCUUGAGAGCAUCCGUUGCGGAGUCUGAGCUCGAUGAUGAUGAAGCACUUUUUUCGCCCGUAGAGCUUUCCACCCGUGCAAGUUUGGGCCACGCAUCGUCCAGCGCGGACACAAAGAAGCACAAAAAAUCAGCUUCUGUGACCACAAUUCGUUCUGGACACGGCUCUGAACCUAUCUCGCUCAUUGUCAAUCGCGACAAUGAGCUCAAGAAUAACAGAGGAAGCGUGGAAGGUCAUCAGAAAUUGCAAGAAGAAUUCUCCCGUUUACACAAGGAAAAGGGAGAUGAAGCUGUAGAUCAUGGUGACAAUGCGAUCGACUGGGAUUUUUGGGGAGCUGUUAUGUCCGAUUAUACCAAAUUUGCAGAAGAACGGUCGGAAGAGUUAGCGCGAGCAAUAACGAGAGGAAUCCCGGAUACUCUGAGAGGGAUGAUGUGGCAGUUAAUGGCCGCAUCAAAAGACGUAAAACUUGAAGCCCAAUAUCUCAUACUUCUCAAAGAGUCCAGCACUCACGAUAAAGCUAUACUCCGUGAUCUGGGGAGAACAUUUCCCCAUCAUGAUUACUUCACCGAUGGGCAAGGUAUAGGACAGGAAAAUCUGUACAAUGUCCUGAAGGCAUAUUCUCUAUAUGAUCCUCAGGUCGGUUAUUGCCAGGGACUCCCCUUCGUAGUUGCAAUUCUAUUGUUGAACAUGCCGGAUGAAGAAGCAUUUUCGCUAUUUGUUCGGCUGAUGGAGGUGUACGACCUUCGUGGACACUUUCUCCCAGAGAUGCCAAAACUUCAGUUGCGGCUGUUUCAGUUUGAUCGCCUGAUCGAAGACCUACUCCCAGUCCUUCAUGUACAUUUCCUUCGACAGGGCGUCAAAUCCAGCAUGUUCUGUUCUCAGUGGUUCCUGACUAUGUUCAGUUAUCGAUUCCCGCUAGAGAUUGUCUUCAGGAUAUACGACAGCUGUUUGGCGAACGGGAUUGAAGCUAUGUUCGGGUUCAGCAUCGCACUGCUCCACAAGAACGAGGACCUACUUCUCAAUCUAAAUUUUGACCACAUACUGGAGUUUCUGAAUACCAAGUUAUUGGACCGAUACAAAGUAGAAAGAGGCGAUGAGACAGAUGGUAAAUCAACCUACGACGUUGGCGGAUUUGUAAAUGACGCGGUAGCAAUGCGUAUCACCCCCUUCAUGCUGGACAAUUACAGCCAUGAGUACGGCGAAAAGAUGCGUGAGGCCCACAAACAUGCUUUAGAAGUUGAUGAACUCCGGUCGAGUAACCGGUCACUGUCGACACAUGUGAAAACACUCGAGACCAAUUUGGCCCAACUAAACACGGAGCAUGUCGAGGUUUUGAAUGAACUUGUAAAAUGUCGACUUCGAAACGAGGAGUUAGAGGCUGAGCUUGUACGCUAUAAACUUCUAUACGCUGAAGCUAUGCAUGCAAGUGAAGACGCGCAAUCAUCACAACGCAUAUCUUUGAAUCAGAUGUUCGGUGGCUUCAAGAGGAGUAGUAAUAACUCGAAGGGUUCUUAA